AUGACCAAGCUGGACAAAAAGCCAUGGAUACUAACACUGAACUGUCUAGCUUCAGAUCUGACAUUCUGGCUCUUCGUCAGCAGCUUCAUGACAUUGCAGAGAAAACUACCAGAAAUAAAGAUACACUGGAGAAGCUGCAAGAGUCUGGAAAUGUAUUGGAUGAUAGACAGAGCCAAAUGAGAAGUGCCUUAGAUAGUAACUCUAUCAUGAUCAUCAGUGUCAAUAAGACUCUUCAGGCAUAUACUGGCUAUAUCAACAAUCUUCAACAAGACACGAGUAAUAUCCAAACAAACUUGCAAAACCAAGUGCAUUCUCAUAAUGUGGUCAUCAUGAACCUGAACAACUUAAACCUGACACAAAUGCAGCAAAGAAAUCUUAUCAGUGUCCUGCAGAAGUCAAUGGAAGAUACAAGCUUGGCUAUUCUAAGAAUCAAGAAUGACUUUCAAAAUUUGCAGCAGGUUGUCCUUCAAGCCCGGAAGGACACCGACGGGCUUAAGGAGAGAGUACAAAAUUUACAGACUUUGGCUGCCAACAACUCAGCAUUGGCAAAAGCUAACAAUGAUACACUUGAAGACAUGAACAACCAGCUCAGCUCCUUCAGCGGGCAAAUGGAGAACAUCACCACAAUUGCCCAAGCCAAUGAACAAAAUCUAAAGGAUCUCCAGGAACAACAUAAAGAAUAUGAAAACAGAACUUCUGCCAAAUUUAACCAGCUAGAAGAGAGGUUCCAGGUCUUUGAGACUGAUAUAGUCAAUAUCAUUAGCAAUAUCAGCUACACUGCUCAUCAUCUACGAACACUGACUAGCAAUCUCAAUGAGGUCAGGACAACUUGUACAGACACCUUAAGUAAACAUUCAGAUGAGCUGAUUUUUAUGAACAGCACACUAGCCAAUAUUCGCUUAGACUCUGCAUCUCUCAAGGUGCAACAGGAUUUGAUGAGGUCAAGGUUAGAUGUUGAAGUUGCCAAUUUGUCAGUGAUUAUGGAAGAAAUGAAGCUGGUAGAUUCCAAACAUGGCCAGCUCAUCAAGAACUUCACUAUCUUACAAGGCCCUCCUGGUCCAAGGGGACCUAAAGGUGACAGAGGCCCUCAGGGUCCUCUUGGCCCCGCUGGCCUGAAAGGACAAAAAGGAGAGAAAGGAGAGCCCGGACCACCAGGACCUGCAGGUGAGAAGGGCCCACCUGGGCCAACUGGGCCACCAGGAGAAAAAGGAGGAAAAGGUUCAAGAGGAUCACCUGGCUCCAAAGGUCAGAGAGGUUCUCCUGGCAAGACGGGUCUGCCUGGACCAAGUGGAGACCCAGGGCCACCAGGUCCACAAGGCAAAGAUGGUCCACCUGGGCCACAAGGUCCACCAGGAUUUCAAGGGCUACAAGGAACUGUGGGCGAGCCAGGGGUACCAGGACCUCGAGGACUACCUGGGCUACCUGGAGUUCCUGGGCUGCCUGGUCCAAAGGGCCCACCUGGGCCACCAGGGCCACCAGGUCCAGGGAUGCCAAUGGCUCUACAAAGUGAACCUACAUCAGUGCCUGAGGCUAAUGGUUGUUCUCCCCAUUGGAAGAACUAUACAGAAAAGUGCUAUUACUUUUCAAUUGAAAGAGAAAUCUUCGAAGAGGCAAAGUUAUUCUGUGAAGAGAGGGCAUCACGCUUGGUUAUCAUAAACAACAAAGAGGAGCAGCAAUGGAUAAAAAGACAAAUCUUUGGAAAAGGCAGCUUCUGGAUUGGACUAACAGAUUCAGAGAAGGAAAAUGAAUGGAGAUGGCUGGAUGGAUCCUUACCAGUUUACACAAAUUGGAAAACUGGGCAACCUGAUAACUGGAGCCAUGGUCAUGGGCCAGGGGAAGAUUGUGCUGGGUUGAUCUAUGCUGGGCUCUGGAAUGACUUCUACUGUGAAGACGUUAACAAUUUCAUUUGUGAAAAAGACAUGGACAAAGGGCAAAUAUUUGGAGUGUAACAGGCUGUGACUUUACAGAUACCUACAUAUUAUGGAAAUUUACUUAAAGAAGAAGAAAAUCCCGGGAGAGAGCAACAUUGCCUACCAAA
This is a messenger RNA of Nestor notabilis (Kea), 2038 nucleotides long. RefSeq names its product collectin sub-family member 12 (gene COLEC12). The annotation marks the transcript as partial. Gene Ontology annotation, molecular function: pattern recognition receptor activity; low-density lipoprotein particle binding. The record is from RefSeq and is a predicted model, not a curated record. The transcript has 6 exons. Lineage: Eukaryota; Metazoa; Chordata; Aves; Psittaciformes; Psittacidae.